CUGGCAGAUGUUUUGUUACUUCUUAUCUUGCAGAAUUAUGGAAGAAAAGUAGCAGGAUAUUUGACCAUCAAAAUACUGCCCUUUCCAAAUCUGCUGCCAGAGAACUCAGCCAUUGGCAUUUGACUGAAGAACAAAAAGGAACUAGAAGAAGCAGUCAAAUCAGAGAAAGGAAAGAAGGCAGACUGCUUCGGCUAGAGAGAGAGGGAUAAGAGUUCCUGAAAAAAGGUUCUUAUGAUGGAAGAAGUGGGAAAUAAUAGCACAUUGGAUCCUGACUGUUCUGUAGAUCAACCUCCUUUCUCCAAAAUAAUAUUGGAAAGCCUUGGUUUAACAGGAAUAUUGCUCUUUGCCAUGCUAACUUUAAUGACAUUGACAGCCAACCUUGUGUUUGCUGAGGAGGUUUUCUACAUCUACCGCAAAAUCCCAUCAUCUAAAAGGUCGAUUUUUAUUUGGAUAAAUGCAGCUGCACCAGUGAUAGCGACUACAUCAUGUAUUGGGAUGUGGAUUCCUCGCUCCACAAUGUUCACAGAUUUUACUGCAGCAGUUUUUUUUGCAAUAGUUAUCCACAAGUUCCUGCUCAUGAUGAUUAAAGAGUGUGGAGGUCAAAAACUAUUCCUCAGACGUUUUGAGAAUGACUCCUUCAAGAUAAGCACAGGGCCUUGCUGUUGCUACUGCCUCUGCCUUCCACAUAUACGUAUUAACAAGCGAACCCUCUUUUUACUGAAGCUGGGGACCUUCCAAUUUGCUUUCCUCCGCCCUGUGCUAAUGUUUCUGUCAAUAGUGCUUUGGACAAAUGGAAACUACAAUCUUUCUGAUUUAUCUCUCACUGGAGCUGCCAUAUGGAUUAACUGCUUCAUUGCAGUCCUUACAAUCAUUGCCCUGUGGCCAGUUGGAAUUAUGUUUCAACAAGUUCGGGCUCUCCUUAACUGCAAGAAGAUUAUUCCUAAAUUUGCACUUUAUCAGUUUAUCCUUAUUCUGACUCAGCUCCAAUCAGCAAUCAUUAACAUUCUGGCUACGCAAAGGGUAAUUGCUUGUGCACCCCCACUUUCAUCUUCAGCAAGAGGAGCUUAUAUAAACCAGCAGCUGCUCAUAUUGGAAAUGUUUCUCAUAACUUUGUUCUCACGAGUUGUCUACAGGAAAAGAUAUGAUGAUCUGGAGCUUCCACUCGGCUCAGACCAGGAAACCUAAGGAUAGCAAACAGAAUAAGACUGGAGUAAGGAGCAAUGUUUUUGGAAACGAAGUCCCACCCAUUUAUAUGUUGAUAGUCCAUAAACCAAGAUGCUGCCUCUUUCUCUGUUAAGAUUCUCACCAAGGCAUUUGCUGUCUUUCAGAGACUUCCUUCUGGUUUUUCAUAACAUGGCAAUACAAAGAUCAUUCCUGAUAGAAACAGAAUAAAUUCACAUGGACCAGGCAUUCAGGGCUAAAAGAUGGAUGUCAGGAGUUAAACUGUUACAGUGCCAUAGUGGUUGAAAGGUACCAUUUGGUAGUGAAGGAACUCAACUGUGGCUGAUAGAACUAGUAGAAGGAAAGCUUAAUGACAACUUUAACCAAUUUUCAAUACUGCUUUUUCUUAUUUGUCUAGUACCAUUUAGAGGCAAACCUAAUUUCUGUUAAAUGUACAGUAAAUAUUAGCAUGAGAAGUAGAUCAACUCUUAAAAUGAAGACAGUCUUAGAUGCAGUAACAGGAGUUAAUUUUGACACAACUUUCAUAAUAUUUAUGUACUUUUGUUAUCAUAUCAUGUUCUGAGAAUGGCUGAUGGUCGGAUUCCCAAAGAUCUCCUGUAUGGAGAAUUAGUCCAGGGAA
Pogona vitticeps (central bearded dragon) is the source of this 1801-nucleotide messenger RNA. RefSeq names its product organic solute transporter subunit alpha. The record is from RefSeq and is a predicted model, not a curated record. NCBI's taxonomy places the organism in Eukaryota, Metazoa, Chordata, Lepidosauria, Squamata, Agamidae.